AUGUCUUCUUCCUCUCCAGCGUCCUCCUUCGAGCGAUGGCGACGAAAGGCCAUGCUCAUCACCGGUCUUGGCGUUACGGAGGACGAGCGGCUGGAGUAUCUCAUGGAGCAAUCCCGCCUCUCUUGUGAAGAAAAGAAACUUCGCUUUAUGGAACGCAGUCCCUCUGUUGUGUUCAUGCUCCAACACCUCAGGGCUGCCGGCUGCGAACUGCCACCUUCAAAUAUCAUUUGCGCCCCCUGCGACAAGCGCUCGGCGGGUGGCUUCAACCCCGAGCAAGGCGCCAUCGUCCUCUGCCAAGGUGUCUUUUUCGGUGACGCACAUAUGGAGAAUACUAUGGUCCACGAAAUGAUACACAUGUUCGACCAAUGCCGCUUCAAAGUCGACUGGAUGAAUCUCAGGCAUCACGCGUGCAGUGAGAUUCGUGCGAAUAGUUUGAGUGGCGAUUGCAGGUUUUCGCGGGAGUUGAGGAUAGGCUCGUUGGCGUUUACGAAGCACCACCAAGACUGUGUGCGACGACGCGCCAUAACAUCUGUUUCCCGAAACGUCAUGUGUCCGGACCAAGCGACCGCAGAAAAGGUGGUCAAUGAGGUUUUCGAGAGCUGCUUCAAGGAUACUCGACCAUUUGAUGAGAUAUAUUGA
Messenger RNA from Mycena indigotica, 639 nucleotides. Its product is annotated as Mitochondrial inner membrane protease ATP23. The coding region runs from base 1 to 639 and encodes 212 amino acids. Gene Ontology annotation, biological process: mitochondrial protein processing; mitochondrial proton-transporting ATP synthase complex assembly. Gene Ontology annotation, molecular function: metalloendopeptidase activity. Gene Ontology annotation, cellular component: extrinsic component of mitochondrial inner membrane. Lineage: Eukaryota; Fungi; Basidiomycota; Agaricomycetes; Agaricales; Mycenaceae. The record is from RefSeq and is a predicted model, not a curated record. The transcript has 4 exons.